GGGAAGUGGUGCACCGGGUGUUUAACGGAAACGUGAAGUGUUGAAGGUUCCGGACAUUUUUAAACUUCAGAGGAAACGUCAGCGCGUCUGUUCGGAUCCGGAUCAUAUCUGUGCAUAGACACGUUUUUAAUUUGACGUCUCAAACGUUUGCUCUUCGCUGUUUUAUCGCGCUUGUCCUCGCUUUCGCUAACGUUAGCCACGUUCACGUUAGCCGCGUUAGCCGCGUUAGCCAACACUAGCGGGGCCUCGGGUGGAAAGAAUGUCACGAUCACGGUCUCCUAACUACAGGAGGUUUCCAUGGGAGGAAUCCAACUUUGAUCCUCAUAAAAUCCUCGCAGAACUGGAUGAGAAUCCACAUAACAGGAGUCACCGCCUCAGACAGACUCCUGAAGAAGACUGGGGCUUUGACAGGGAAGAGAUGUACCCAGAAGGCCAGAGAAGAUCCCCUCCUUUUCCAGAUGACCAUUUCCAGCUUGAGCAUCAACGCCGUCCAGAUGUGGAGGAGUUUUACAACCGUGCGUCUUCACCUCACUAUGAUGUGAGGGGAUACGAGGGUCGGAGGGUUUCGCCACCGCGCAAUGCCGGAGGGGACAGCGAUAGACGCAGAGAAGGGUUUCAAGACCAGAGUUAUGAUAACAGGGGGAGGUUGCCCCACUCUCCCCCGAGUUUGGUGAGGGAAAGAUUGCCACCGAGGUCUCAGGCAGUUCACCAACAGAGAGAGCCGGGGAUGGGCUGGAGGGAGGAGCAGGGCAGAGGCCCAGGGAGGUUCAGAGACCUCAGUCCCGCUACGAGAACAGACGACCAAAGAAGUGGAGCAGGUAGGGAGAGAGGUAGGAGGCAUUUACAGGGUCCCAACAGAGACCGACAAAGGGAGGAGCCACAUCAAGAGAGGAGCCCCCCCUUUAAAAGGCAACGGAGAGAAAUGGAUGACGCCAAUCACCCUGGGUACAGGAAUGAGGAGGAGUUUGGGGAACAGCGUUACUCGGUGGAGACGCCCAGAGAUGGGUUUGGAGGAGACACUCAGGGGAGCCUCCCCCGUGGAGAUGUCCGACCCUUGAGACCACUUGUCAUUGAACAUGAUCACGGUAUCGUAAAUGUCAAAAAAUUGCCACAGUGGGAACAAUUAGCCAAACGCAGAGAUCUUGACUUUAAUCGACAGAGGAGUCCCCGCCCACAAGGCUCCUCGCAGGAGCGUUUCAGGACGUCAGACACACGGUUGGAUGAUCGGGAAGACGUGAGAGGACGCCGUUUUCAAGAUAAUUGGAGAGAUUCCAACUAUGUUGAAUCUCGGAGGAGCCCUGUGCCGCAAGACAGACCAAAUACCAUGAGAUAUGGUAAUCGAGAUGGGUCUUUGAACCCCAGGGGGAGAGGUUGUCCUCGUCCUGGGAGAGGGAGGUUUAAUCGUGGACAGGUCGGAAGGGCCGGACCACUCAGGACUCAACCACGUUUACAGCAAUCCUCCCAGGGAUACCAAGAUCUUCCUCAUGGAGAGCAGAGACUGGGAUAUCGACCCUUCAGAGAAGAUGGUAACAAGGAUCCCAUGGAAGGGGGGCCUCGCUGGUCAGAAGAAGACAGACUUCAAGAGCGGGAACAUGACAGGCCCCGAAGUCUGGAGCAACACUUACUGAGGGAUGACCUGGACCCCAAAAUGCCCCGUGGAUGGAGUGACAAGAAAACCAGUAACAUGGCCGCUGUGAAGGAGGAAACGUUAACCAUCAAAGUAGACAUGACCCGACCCAUUAACCAGAACAGCUUGCCGUGUUACUCCUCAGAGAGGCAGCUCUCUUUAGAUCUGGUCAACGUGGGGCGGCAGCGUCUCGACUUCCUGCCCAUGCUCGAGCACUCGGGCACAUAUCAAGAGACGGCCAUGCACACUGGGACGUUUGCCCAGGAAAUCAUCACGCUGGUGCACCAUGUCAAAGAGCAAUAUUUCAGAGAUGAUGGCCUCACCCUGAACGAGCGUUUCUCAGUUCCUCAGACGAGUGGCUUCUCUGAAGAGGAGACUGUGGAGCUGACGCUGGAUGAGCGGUUCAGUUCAAACCGAGGCUUCAGUCUAAACAUGAAGUCGCUGCAUGAUGACGAUGAGCCUCUGUUCUCCAGACUGGAAUCCAUGCAGGGUUUGAACCAGCAGCUGGUGCGAGACCCGGGGGACCUGAGGCACGACCUGGAGAGGAGGAGGCAGGAGAGACUGGAGGGUGUGACGGUCACAAUACCAGGCGGCAGUAUGUCACAGCGCCCCCUGGGUCAAGUCAGUGAGCCAGAGUUCAUUGACGAGAUGUCUCCGCUGGAAGACGACAGAUUCUCCACUUGGCCAGAGGAGCAAAGCAGGAGACAAGAAGGCAACAUGGUACCAAGAAGAGGAGCUUCACUCCGACCGAACUCCGGCUCCCAACGCAGGAACAAUCGCUUCAUUAACCGGGCUGGACCAAUGAGGCGACAGAACAACCGCAACAACCCUGCAGGUCCGACCUGGUGACCGGGCGUUGGAAACGUAUUUCAUGUGGAUGUUGCAGAUUUUUUUUUUUUUUUUACUGAUGACACGUCUCAUAAACAUGAUUUAAUGUGAAACGUUGAAACCUGCAGUGCUGGAGGUUCACGAUCUUGCGUCUUUCUGUUUUUUGCUUUCACAUUUAAUUUCUCUUCAUUUAAAACUUAAGUGAAUGUAUUUAACAUUUAAAUCACAACUUAGCGAAAUUAACCCGAAGAAUCGGUCAAGAUGAAACUGAAAAACUCCACUUUGACCGAGUGAAGUUUGGGAUCCUGAUCGUUCAGAUGUCAGGAAACUCGCAGCUUUCAGCGUCGGACAUGUGAAGGUUUCACUUCUUUUGACGACCUGUAGAUGUUUGUGUGUCUGUACAGAACGAUAUUACAUUAAACCAGCCUCUGUGACACGUGAGCAUCACCUGCUCCUCCUUGUCCCGUCUAAAUAAAAACACUAAAUCCAGAAA
Messenger RNA from Hippoglossus stenolepis (Pacific halibut), 2948 nucleotides. RefSeq lists its product as uncharacterized. The transcript has 12 exons. Gene Ontology annotation, cellular component: mediator complex. Gene Ontology annotation, molecular function: transcription coregulator activity; DNA binding. The record is from RefSeq and is a predicted model, not a curated record. Gene Ontology annotation, biological process: positive regulation of transcription by RNA polymerase II. The coding region runs from base 260 to 2476 and encodes 738 amino acids. NCBI's taxonomy places the organism in Eukaryota, Metazoa, Chordata, Actinopteri, Pleuronectiformes, Pleuronectidae.